Messenger RNA from Caenorhabditis elegans, 843 nucleotides. RefSeq names its product BTB domain-containing protein (gene btb-22). The record is from RefSeq and is marked reviewed. The coding region runs from base 69 to 821 and encodes 250 amino acids. Lineage: Eukaryota; Metazoa; Nematoda; Chromadorea; Rhabditida; Rhabditidae. The transcript is spliced from 3 exons.
CAAAAUUUUGUGAUCUAGUCGCCAACUUUGUUCAUGCCAUUUUACUAAUCUACAGGUUUCAAGCAGACAUGUGCGAAAUUUUGAUUAUUGUGUUAACUGGGUUGAUCAUUUUAGGAUCUUUCCUUGCCGCUGUUGAUUUUAUUUUCAACAACUUCUAUUCAAUUGUGAUAUUUACGUUGCCAGUAUUUAUUUUAAUUGCUGUAAUCUUUUACCCGCCUCUUACCACGUAUUUCUGGUUUUGGAUAAAAGAUGUCGCUGAAGUCGUUUUUGAAUACGCCCUUAUUCCAUGGAAUUUUCUAUUCCAACCAUCCUAUGAGGACGAAUUUCUUCCAUGCGAAAAACACGAUGCGGUACUAGUGAUUGGAAAAAGGAAAAUACAUGUUAAUAAAGCGUUCCUUUCCUACCACUCGGACUAUUUUCGGGCGUUGUUCUCUUCCAGUUUUAAGGAAAAUGAACAGAAUGAGAUUGAACUGAAAGAUGUUGUCUAUGGGGAUUUUGAGCUAUUGAUGAGCACGAUUUACCCAAAACCCGUGUUUCCUACCGACCGGACUGUUAAAAAGCUUUUAGUAAUGGCGGAUCGUUUCAUGGUGCAUUCCGCCAUCGAUCAUGUUGAGCAUCAUUUACUUCACAAUUCACGUAUUGCAAAUGAGAGUAUGAUUUGGAUGGCUGACAAGUACGGAAUGAAGCAGCUUCUGAAAAAGUCUAUCAAAGAAAUAGAUUCUCUUCCCAAGGUGAAAAUAUUGAAGGAUUCUCCAUUGUUCCCGAGUAUGUCUCAUGAUGCGAAGGUUAUGGUUCUGGAACGACUGAUGAACUUGAUUUGAAUUUUUUGUGAAUACAAUGUUU